AUGCCAAACUGGCCGGUCUUUCAGCUCAACUACCAGAACGGCAUGCGUCUGCGUUACGACAACCCGUCUGAGCAGUACUGCAUGCGGCUUGACACGUGCCCCCACUGGGCGCCAUCGACGUGGACGACUCGAGACCGCGUCGACGGCUGGAAAGAGUUUGAGACGCCAAAGUCCAUUCGGUCGUUUAAGUUCGGGGACUACGAGGACGCGUUGCUGGUGCAGAACCUGACGGAGGCGGCUCAGACCUGCAAUGUUGCCAAGGCUCGAGCCACAUUCGAAGGCCUCGAGGUCAACGACACUGUCGCCAACGCUACGUCCACGAUCGAGUUGAGCAGUGCCGAAGGAGGUCUGUCGUCGAACUGGACGAAUCUUCUUCCUGUUGAAUAG
Molecule: messenger RNA, 387 nt
Organism: Phytophthora sojae
Lineage: Eukaryota; Oomycota; Peronosporomycetes; Peronosporales; Peronosporaceae
Exons: 2
Coding region: 1-387 (128 amino acids)
Source: RefSeq, a predicted model, not a curated record